Molecule: messenger RNA, 1668 nt
Organism: Myxozyma melibiosi
Lineage: Eukaryota; Fungi; Ascomycota; Lipomycetes; Lipomycetales; Lipomycetaceae
Product: putative hexose carrier protein
Exons: 1
Coding region: 1-1668 (555 amino acids)
Biological process (GO): carbohydrate transport; transmembrane transport
Cellular component (GO): membrane
Molecular function (GO): carbohydrate:proton symporter activity
Source: RefSeq, a predicted model, not a curated record
AUGUCUACCGAAUCACCCUCAGCCCCUGAAAGCAAAGACGCAACCGUGGUGCAGCCCGAACCAGCACCCGACACCAGAAGCCAUACUGGCAAGCCGCCCUCGUUUGCUGGCUUGCGCGGCCAGAAUCUUCUUUAUGCCGUCACCUUCUGCUCUUCCGUCGGCUUUCUCUUGUUCGGCUAUGACUUGGGCUUCAUGGGCGGCCUCACCACGAACACGCAGUUCUUGAACGACUUUGGCAAUCCCGGCGCAACGUUCCUUGGGUUUAUCGUGGCCUCGUAUGAGGUGGGUGCCACGUUUGGUGCCUUGUUUCAAUAUUUGAUGGCAGACUACCUUGGCGGACGAAAGCCGGCAAAUACCAUGGGUCUCGUUAUCGUCAUCAUCGGCGCUAUCAUCCAGACGACUUCAUUCGGUAUAGCCCAACUGAUUGUUGGCCGCAUCAUCUCAGGGUUCGGCCUUGGAAUUGCCACUACCGUUAUUCCUAUCUGGCUCGCUGAAUGCACCGUCCCCAAAUCGCGCGGUCGUAUGAUGGCCAUGCAGCUGUCUAAUCUCAUCAUUGGACUCAUCAUUUCGAACUGGCUCGUCUACGGUAUGACCACGAAUCAUACUGGCUCCGUGCAGUGGCGCUUCCCAAUUUCUUUCCAGGUUCUUUUGGCCGGUGCCGUCAUUUCGUUUCUGCCAUUUCUUCCCGAGUCUCCUCGAUACCUUGCAUCAGUAGGCAAGAACGAGGCUGCAAACUACGCUCUGGCCGCCCUUCGUGACGGAUGGCCGGACGACGAGAAGAUUGCAUAUGAGAUCAAAGAGAUUGAGUACGCGAUUGCUGUGGAGUCUGAAGAGGUCGGAAGCUGGUCCGAUGUGUUUCACGAUAACGGAAUCUCUGGAUUUACCCGUGUCGCUAUCGCCUUCUCUGCAAACUUCUUCCAGCAAAUGUCGGGUGUCAACGUCAUGUCCUCUCUCGGUCCUUAUGUCUUUGAAGUCUCCAUCGGAAUGUCCAACCACAACGCCAUGCUAGUGUCCGGAGGCUUACAGGUUUACUACUUUCUGUCGUCUCUUAUUCCUUGGUGGACCGUCGACCGUGUUGGUCGCAGAAAGCUGUUUAUGAUCGGCUCAGCCGGCAUGGGAACCUGUAUGAUGCUUUCAGCCGUCUUCGUGGGUGUCAACACAAAAGGUACGGGAUACGCCGCCGCCGCCGUUCUUUAUAUCUUCCACACAUUCUUCACGCUUGGCUGGCAGUCAAAUAUGUGGGUUUACCCUUCCGAGCUUUUGCCCCUGAAGCUCCGUCUUCGUGGUGGAGCUUUGGCCGUCGUGUCGCAGUGGCUCUUUACGUUCACCGUGGUCAUGAUAACUCCUGUGAUGAUCGACAACAUCGGCUACAAGUCCUACAUCGUCUUUAUGAUCUUCAACUAUGUUACUAUCCCCAUCGUUUACUUCUUUUACCCAGAGACGUCGCAGAGACCUCUUGAAGUCGUCGAUCUACUUUUCGCCGAUAGAGAAGGCGGCCGACGACCGGCAAUCUUCGAGGUUGUCAAGGAUUCUGUGAAAAAGGAGUUUGUCAGGAGUAUCGAAGAUCAGCUGAAAGAAAACGCGCGCUUUCGAUACGAAAACGAAGAUGUGCUUGCUGAAGCAAAGGAGCAAGUUCAUCAUUUGGAGGGAGCUGAGUCGAAUGUUUGA